Lactuca sativa (garden lettuce) is the source of this 1011-nucleotide messenger RNA. RefSeq names its product pectinesterase inhibitor 9. Gene Ontology annotation, biological process: negative regulation of catalytic activity. NCBI's taxonomy places the organism in Eukaryota, Viridiplantae, Streptophyta, Magnoliopsida, Asterales, Asteraceae. Gene Ontology annotation, molecular function: enzyme inhibitor activity. The record is from RefSeq and is a predicted model, not a curated record.
GAUCCACAUUUGCAAAUCUUUGACUACGUCUUUCUUAUAGUUUGCUAGGGUUGUCACAGUGGUUAGAAGGUUCAUGGAAGUUUGACCUGGCUUUGUGAAAGUCAAACUUUGUUAUUUUACUGCGGACAGGUAAGUUGAUACGUAUCCCAAGUCCAGAGUAGACGAGAAAGCAUUUAAAGACCCCUCAAUAGUCGCUAGCUAUAUAAAUCACCUUACCCCUCUUCACUACCUUCAUCCCUUUUAUCUCUCAUCACACUAUAACACUACUUGAAGCUUCCACAAUAUGGAAAGAGUUGGGCUUUACCUGUUAGUUCUUAUAGCCACACUCCCGUACACCACCGUGAACGGUGGUGCCGCCAGUCCCACCGCCAUGGACUUCAUCAGGGCCUCCUGCAAAACCACCCUCCACGCCUCUCUCUGUGUCACCUGUCUCUCAAGUUACGCCGGUUCAAUCAAGGGGAGCAACGCCGACCACCUCCUGGCCAAAGCCGCCAUUUCCGUCAGCCUAAGCAACGCCAAGUCAGCAAGCAUCUUCAUUUCCAAACUGGGUCGAGUCUCCGGCAUAAAACCCAGAGAGCACCAAGCCGUGAAAGACUGUAUUAGCACCAUGAGCAACAGUGUGUCGAGUCUAAGCCAGUCGGUUCAGGAGCUAGAGAAGAUGGCUCGAACCAAGGGUCAAGAUUUCGAGUGGCACAUGAGCAACGCUGAGACAUGGGUCGGGUCUGCUCUUACUAAUCAAAACAUAUGUUCCAGGGGAUUUACUGAUAGGUCUCUGAAUGGACCUGUAAAGGAUGCGGUCAUUAAGAGGAUGGUUUAUGUUUCACAGGUCACUAGUAAUGCACUUGCUUUAGUGAAUAGGUUUGCUGUAAGGCAUAGAAAGGGUAUACACAAGCCAUGAGAGUUUAUGAUGUGAUCAAAAUAUCAGAAAGACUGUUAGGACAACGUGUAAAAAAGACUACAUAGAGUCGUUAUAAAUUCCAAUGAUCUAAUAUAAUUACUCUUUUUCAUCCA